AUGGCAUCGCUCUCGUUUUAUGCAGUUUUAGUCAUAUUUUUGAACGUAAAAGUCACAUUCCAACAAGCAACGUUUCAUCCAGGUGCAAAGAAUGUUAAAAUUGCUAAUCUUUUUCGUAUACGUCACCAUAGACUCGCUGUCUCUCCGCUUGUAAGUUUAGAACUCCCUGACGAACUGAAAUGUUUAACCACUUGUGUUAAAAGUGACGAAUGUUACUGUGUAAAUACGAAGAAACAGGAAAAUGAAAAUGUGAUGUGUGAGUUACUAAAUCGCACCAUGUAUCAAUAUCCUGAGAAGUUAACAAAAAGCGAACGCAGUUCUCAUUGGUAUACUAAG
Molecule: messenger RNA, 336 nt
Organism: Paramuricea clavata
Lineage: Eukaryota; Metazoa; Cnidaria; Anthozoa; Malacalcyonacea; Plexauridae
Source: the annotation of a GenBank genome assembly